Molecule: messenger RNA, 2474 nt
Organism: Poecilia reticulata (guppy)
Lineage: Eukaryota; Metazoa; Chordata; Actinopteri; Cyprinodontiformes; Poeciliidae
Gene: plppr2a
Product: phospholipid phosphatase related 2a
Biological process (GO): phospholipid dephosphorylation; phospholipid metabolic process; signal transduction
Cellular component (GO): plasma membrane
Molecular function (GO): phosphatidate phosphatase activity
Source: RefSeq, a predicted model, not a curated record
CCUCCAUUUCCCUCUCUCUCUCUUUCUGCUCUCGAUCACUGUCUCCCUCACACCGUUUCUUCCCUCUCGCACACGUUCUUGCGCUCUCUGGCUCCGCUCGGCGUCCUCUCUGCUGGAUCAAUGGAGCGCAGGAGGUGAUUUCAGCCCCUUGAUUUAUUAGUCACCCCUGGUUCCUGGAACAAGCCAAUUAAAGAGGAUUCCGAGUGUGUGCACGCGUGUGUGUGCGGCCGAUCCUGAGACGGAGACGAUCCUGAGACAGAGACGAGACUCUUCGGCUGUUCCCUCACGCUUUUUACUGUGGACCAGGAGGCAGUGAGGAGAAGAGGGCUGCAGGGUGGUGUGGGGAGGGUGAUGGUGGGUUUCUUGGACGAGGAAGAGAAAAAAGAAGUAACGAGGGACAGGCAACUGGGCGGACAAUUUCACGCCACUUUAGCAUGAUUUGUUCUGUCAUGGCCAGGACAUAGAACUCCACAGCAAACAUCAGCUUGGCGGCAAGGUACCCAAGGUUAAGGGAAGUGACGGCUGGGCCGGGUCAACAUGGCGCUGGAGGAGAAGCCUGGUGUAAAGAGCAGCAGCUCUAUCGUUCCCUGCUUCCUGUUUGUGGAGCUGGUGAUCAUGGCUGGGACGGUGCUGCUGGCUUACUACUUCGAGUACACGGACACCUUCCCCGUCCACAUCCAGGGCUUCUUCUGCUACGACAAGAGCUUCUCUAAGCCCUACCCCGGUUCGGACGACGCCAGCAAAAUCCCGCCGGUUCUCAUCUACUCGCUCGUGACAGCCGUCCCUACGGUCACGAUCCUUGUUGGGGAACUUUGUGCGUUCUUUACCAAAGCAGAGGGAACCCAGGAAAGGACCAUAGUCACCACAGACUGCUGCUACUUCAACCCCCUGCUCAGGCGCAUCGUACGCUUCUUAGGAGUGUACGCCUUCGGCUUGUUCACCACUGCCAUUUUCGCCAACGCCGGCCAGGUGGUGACAGGAAACCAGACGCCUCAUUUUCUGUCCGCCUGCCGACCAAACUACACAGCGUUGGGCUGCCAGUCGACCAUGCAGUACAUCACCGAGCGCCGCGCCUGCACGGGCAACCCGCUGAUUGUCAUGUCUGCGCGUAAAUCCUUCCCGUCUAAGGACGCAGCGCUCAGCGUGUACUCAGCCUUGUACACUGUGAUGUAUGUGACAUUGGUGUUUAAAACCAAAGGCACUCGGCUCACCAAGCCCACCAUCAGCCUCACUCUGCUGUGCCUGGCCGUGCUGGUGGGAGUGGUGAGGGUCGCCGAGUACCGCAACCACUGGGCUGACGUGCUGGCUGGAUUCUUCACCGGUGGCGCCAUCGCUGUGUUUUUGGUAACUUGUGUCAUUAACAACUUCCAACAGUUUCAGCCAAGCCCGCCUCCGCUGCGACCCCAACGUCCUGAAUCCAUGCUGGGCAUGCCCAUGGUGACACUGCCUUGUGUGGAAAGUCCACUCGAAAAGUUAAGUGGCCCUCAGACUCCGCGGGACUCUCCGUUCACAGAGAUCACAUGACCAUCAGCCCUAUCGGUUCCCCGCCACCCCCGAUGUCCUCGUACCGUCUCGCUCCAUUUCCAGCGAAGUCUAGACCAGCCGGAACAGCAGCACUCGCCACACUGCGCGGCCCACGGGUCGGGUCGGAGCGCCAUGCUGCAUCGUUCCUAUUCCACGCAGGUCUAGGCCCGGCGGACAUUAACCCCUCCCCCUCCACGCCCCAUAGACUUCCUUAAACGCCGGGGAACCGAUAGGCAAACUAUUUCAGACUUCUUUGUUCUUAAAAUACUGUGAACAAUCAACAGAGAAUCACCCAUCUCUCUUGAGUGAUUCAUUUUUACGUUCUUUUGUAUCAAAUCAGUCGCGAUGGAUUUCUCCAGCUUUGACUUAAGAGAUUUUUGUACCGCUAAGUUCACACCUGUGGAAGAGGAGGCGGGAUCUGACAACCAGAGGUGGGGGGAUGACCUCCGCCACAGUGGACCAAAGACACUCGCUGCAGGCAAUGUGUCAAACUCUGUUAAAAAUACCUUUUUACCAAGCCACACACUCAAAAAUAACCAUAAGCUGCGUUUCCAUUAACCACAUAAUUGCUCAAUUUGACAUUUCUGAAAAACUAAUUUUUCGAUGAAAGCGGUGCUACAUGCUAGUGAAUCAUGGGGUGUACUUAGAUUUGUCCAUGACUAUGUUAGCAAUCAAAUGAAUUUUAUUUCUUCAUAACUGUAUACCGCAAAUGUUUUUGAUUUUAAAGUCCCAUUUUAGGUUUUUAAUUGUUUAACAAUUUAAGACGUGUUGGUAUUUCAUCACUUUAACUUUUAAUAGCGUAAUCGCCAAAAGUCAUAUUUAGGCCAAAUUGAGAUAUCUGCGUAAUACUGACCUAUUUAUCCUGUUAACGUCAAAAUACAUUUGCUUAAUGGAAACAUGCUAAUUUUGAAAAAACUUGUUUUUCAAAAUGUUUUGGCGUUGAAAUGAGU